AGCUUAGCGAAAAUUUUUUUUUGUUUCGUUUUUUUUUUCUUUCAACUUUGACAUUGGCAAAAUCAUCAGUUCUCAUAUUGAUGGAGCCAUAAAAAUAAAAAGUGAAGUGAAUGUUCACAAUUUGAAGUGUGUAGAUUUGUUAUUGGGGACGACGGGUUGUUUAUCAUGGCGGUUAAGUUGGUGUCAGUAAAGCACUUGUUCAAUAAAUGUUUAAGAAAAACAGGUGUACGUAAGUUGUCCCAUUAUCCCAUAGACGAACGUAUAUUUGGAUUGACUAGUGAACAACAACAGCUGCGAAAGACAGUGUUCGACUUCGCACAAAAGGAGUUGGCGCCGAAAGCAGCACAAAUAGACAAAGAAGACAAUUUUAGCGAGCUGAGGGAGUUUUGGAAGAAACUUGGACAACUUGGUGUUUUAGGUAUAACUGCCAAUCCAGACUAUGGAGGAACGGGGGGGAAAUAUUCAGACCAUGUCGUCAUUAUGGAAGAAAUUUCAAGAGCUGCAGGUGGAGUAGGUUUAUCUUACGCUGCUCACUCAAACCUAUGCGUAAACCAAAUUAAUAGAAAUGGAACCCAUGAGCAGAAAAGUAAAUAUUUGCCAAAGCUUUGUUCAGGCGAGCAUAUUGGCGCUCUCGCAAUGUCUGAACCUGGUGCGGGAAGUGACGUGGUAUCUAUGAAGACGAGAGCUGAGAAAAAAGGGGACUAUUAUGUGCUUAAUGGAAGUAAAUUCUGGAUCACUAACGGGUCCGACGCUGAUGUAUUGGUGGUAUAUGCCAAAACUGACCAGUCAGCCAAGCCACGCCAUGGCAUAACAACGUUUCUAAUUGAAAAAGACUUUCCCGGAUUCUCCAUUGCUCAGAAACUAGAUAAACUUGGCAUGAGAGGGUCAAAUACUUGCGAAUUGGUAUUUGAAGACUGUAAAGUUCCAGAGAAAAACAUUUUAGGAGAAGUAAAUAAAGGAGUUUAUGUGCUCAUGUCUGGAUUGGACCUGGAGAGAUUGGUGCUAGCUGCAGGCUCGAUUGGUUUGAUGCAAGCUUGCAUCGAUUCUGCGUUUGAAUACGCGCACACUAGGAAACAGUUUGGCAAACAUAUUGGAGAGUUUCAGUUGUUACAGGGUAAAAUGGCAGAUAUGUACACAACACUGAGCGCGUGUCGAAGUUACGUUUACAAUAUUGCGAAAGCUUGUGACGAGGGGCAUGUGAACAGCAAGGAUUGCGCCGGAUCAUUUUUAUACUGCGCCGAGAAAGCUACGCGAGUUGCUCUUGAUGCUGUGCAGAUAUUAGGAGGCAACGGCUACAUCAAUGACUAUCCCACAGGAAGGUAUCUAAGAGAUGCCAAGGUCUAUGAAAUAGGUGGUGGGACAUCAGAAGUCAGACGAAUGCUCAUUGGCAGAGCCAUCAAUAAAGAAUACAAUUGAUAAUUGUUUAUUACAAUAAAGUUUUACUAACCUGUUGACUUCUAUAAUCUUCCAUCAUGAUAAACCAAUCCUUCAUUUUCUAAGCAAGGCUCUUCAAUUCCACCAAAAA
Messenger RNA from Hyposmocoma kahamanoa, 1525 nucleotides. RefSeq names its product isovaleryl-CoA dehydrogenase, mitochondrial (gene Ivd). The transcript is spliced from 10 exons. Gene Ontology annotation, molecular function: flavin adenine dinucleotide binding; 3-methylbutanoyl-CoA dehydrogenase activity. The coding region runs from base 166 to 1416 and encodes 416 amino acids. Lineage: Eukaryota; Metazoa; Arthropoda; Insecta; Lepidoptera; Cosmopterigidae. Gene Ontology annotation, biological process: L-leucine catabolic process. The record is from RefSeq and is a predicted model, not a curated record. Gene Ontology annotation, cellular component: mitochondrion.